Molecule: messenger RNA, 1392 nt
Organism: Medioppia subpectinata
Lineage: Eukaryota; Metazoa; Arthropoda; Arachnida; Sarcoptiformes; Oppiidae
Source: the annotation of a GenBank genome assembly
GGAAACCAAUGAAAACACGUGUUUUGUUUGUGUUGUGAAUAAACCGUUAAAAACUAAAUUUGAAGUCAUUUUUGGUUUCAGUCGUUGUUUUGCAUUCAAUUUCACUGUUAUAUCGAUUUUGUGUACAUUUUUCACAACUAAUUAACACUAAUUUACACUCAAUUUGUUUAUUCAAUACAAUUAACACUCAUUUUGUGCGAAAAAUGCCCCAAAAAGCAAAAGCCGUGUCUUUGACUCCGAAACCCAAAAAGAGCGCCAAAAGUGCGCCGAAGAAGAGUUCGGCCAAAAAGGCGGCCAAACCUAAGGCUAAGGCGAGCGGUAAGAGAGCGGCCAAACCCAAGACCACAAGCGAUGUCCACAACUCUGUGACCAACUCUCAGGACGAGAUCGGAAACACUUUGAACACAACUCCGGCCGCAAACCCGACGGCUUCUCCGGCCAAACGAAGUCGUUCUCAAUCGCCGGCGAAGAGAACUCCGGCCAAAAAGGCGGCGCCGAAGAAGACAACCGCUGCCAAAAAAGGCGCCAAAAAGAGCGCCAAAACUGCGUCUCCCUCUCAAAGAUCGCGCUCUUCGUCGCCAAAGAAGACUGAAUCGACUGUUGAAAGCGCACAGAAUGGCAGUCCUGUGGCGAACGCCGCGCCGUCGGCCGCCCCGCAGAGCCCCAAGAAGUCGCCCAAAAAGGCGGCCAAAGCUGUGAAGAAGACGGCUUCAAAGCGGACACCGAAAAAGGCGGCAAAGAAGUCGUCGCCUAAGAAGAAGAGCGCCACCGCUUCGCCGCCCAAACCGUCGACCGCCAGCACUGGUGGUGCGGACGCGUCGAGUGGAUCGCCAGACAAAGCGGUGUCGCCCAAGAAAUCGCCGGCCGCUAAGAAGGCUGCCCUCAAGAAGAAGGCCAGUCCUAAGGCUAAGCCCAAGAAGACGACUCCGAAGCCGAAGAAAGGAGGCGCCAAAAAGGCCGCUAAAAAGGCUUAAAUGAGUUCUUCGCGAAAGUACUUCAUAUUAAUUAAUAUUUUAGUAGAAAUACAACAAAAUUAUCGAUAAAUAUAUCCAAUAUUUCAUUAUUACAUGAAUUUUAUCAUUACUUUCGCCAAUAAUUCAUUCAUUAAUUCUAAUAUGAUUUUUAUCGUUCAUUUUAUGUAAGCAUUCAAUUAAUUAAAUACACAAUUAAUGGUUUGGUUUUCUUACCUCUUCUCUCAAUUCAUCCAUAAUUUCAAUGAAUCUGAAUGUAAACACAAUUGUAAUCCAUAUUAUAUAUAAUCGAUACGAUAUUAUAUCCUCAUUAUUACCGAUACUGACAUACAUAUGAUUUUCUUUCUAUUAAAUGUUUUAUAUCUACAGUGAAUCUGUUGUCUUAAGUGUUUUUAAUUGUUUACCACUUUUAAUAACAUUU